UCAGUUGUUCAGUAACAGUAGGUACCGAUUUAUAUAGUCAGUUCACUCGUCAGUCAGCAGUUAAUAAUAAGUGCGCAUUGCAGUGAAGAAGGCUCGAGAUAUAAAAUAAAUUGUUGUAAAUUAGGUAUCUUGUGUAAACUUUUCUCCGUGUUUCUCAAGUACUUCUCAUCAGGAUGGCCCAGUCUAUGAAAAAAUUGGCUUGUCAAGUGCUUAACAAAACGAAUAAUGUAGAAGUAAUUCUGAAUUCAACUGCUCUAAGAGCGAACAGUCACUGGUGGAGCAAUGUACAGAUGGGUCCUCCAGAUGUUAUCCUUGGUAUCACAGAGGCUUACAAAAGGGACACGGAUCCCAAGAAGGUCAAUCUUGGUGUAGGAGCCUAUAGAGAUGAUGACGGCAAACCAUUUGUACUGCCUUCAGUUAAAAAAGCUGAAGAAAUUCUUCAUCAGAAAGGCCUGAACCAUGAAUAUGCUCCGAUUGCUGGAGAAACCGCAUACACUGAUCUCGUAGCCCAGCUUGCAUUUGGGGAAAAUUCACAAGUUCUCAAAGAUAAAACAAAUUGUACUGUCCAGACGUUAUCCGGAACCGGGGCGCUCCGUCUCGGGCUCGAGUUUGUCACGAAGCACUACGCCAAGAACAAGGAGAUAUGGCUACCUACCCCCACGUGGGGCAACCACCCACAGAUCUGCAACACCCUGGGUCUGUCCCACAAGAAAUACCGCUACUACGACCCUAACACACACGGGUUCGAUGUCAAGGGCGCUAUUGAAGAUAUCAGCAAAAUCCCCGAAGGAUCAAUAAUCUUGUUACAUGCGUGUGCGCACAAUCCCACCGGCGUGGACCCCAAGCCCGCCGACUGGGCGCAACUUUCUGGUGUCAUCAAAGAGAAGAAGCUGUUCCCAUUCUUCGACAUGGCGUACCAGGGCUUCGCGACCGGCGACGUGGACAACGACGCCGCGGCCGUGCGCCUGUUCGUCAAAGAGGGACACCAGGUCAUGCUGGCACAGAGUUUUGCCAAGAAUAUGGGCUUAUACGGCGAGCGUGCUGGAGCCUUGACGUUCCUCUGUGGGGACCCAGAGAGUGCUGCCAAAGUGAUGUCUCAGGCCAAGAUCAUGGUCAGGACUAUGUACUCCAACCCACCGUUAUACGGCGCCCGCCUUGUCACAGAGAUCCUGUCCAACCCGCAACUCAAGAAACAAUGGUUGGGUGACGUGAAACUAAUGGCCGACCGCAUCAUCUCCAUGAGGAAGCAACUCCGCGCAGGAAUCGAGGGCGCCGGCAACAAACAAAAUUGGCAACAUAUCACCGACCAGAUCGGAAUGUUCUGCUUCACCGGACUGAAGCCUGACCAGGUUGAGAGGCUUACCAAGGACUUCCACAUCUACCUGACGAAAGAUGGCCGCAUCUCAGUCGCCGGCAUUUCUUCAAAGAAUGUGAACUACGUCGCAGAAGCCAUGCACAAAGUCACCUCCUAGACUACAUAUCAAAUUCUGCUGCCAUACACAAUGACGACACAAAUCACGAAUCAACGCUACGGUAUAGCACAGUAUUUAUUUUUUAACUCUUUAUCAUAAUGUAUGUUACAUAUAAAUCUUAUAUAUCAUGUUAAGAAUAAAUGUCGUCGAUCUUUUUUUUUAAAUAAAUUUAUAUUUUUGUUUUUA
This is a messenger RNA of Amyelois transitella, 1658 nucleotides long. It is a transcript of the gene Got2, whose product is annotated as aspartate aminotransferase, mitochondrial. The transcript has 9 exons. Gene Ontology annotation, biological process: L-aspartate catabolic process; biosynthetic process. Bases 174 to 1472 code for a protein of 432 amino acids. Gene Ontology annotation, cellular component: mitochondrion. Gene Ontology annotation, molecular function: L-aspartate:2-oxoglutarate transaminase activity; pyridoxal phosphate binding. The record is from RefSeq and is a predicted model, not a curated record. Lineage: Eukaryota; Metazoa; Arthropoda; Insecta; Lepidoptera; Pyralidae.